Auxenochlorella protothecoides is the source of this 672-nucleotide messenger RNA. RefSeq lists its product as hypothetical. The transcript is spliced from 5 exons. The record is from RefSeq and is a predicted model, not a curated record. NCBI's taxonomy places the organism in Eukaryota, Viridiplantae, Chlorophyta, Trebouxiophyceae, Chlorellales, Chlorellaceae. The coding region runs from base 1 to 672 and encodes 223 amino acids.
AUGCACGGCCUCGCCACUGCCGCCCUGGUGUCGUCCAGCAGCUCAUCCUGCCUGGCAGAUAAGGAGGAGGAGGAUGAGCACUCCUCUGUGGCCCCCGACUCGGUCCUGGCACGCUUCAACGCCCUGGUCUUGGACAGUGCCUACCGACCCAUCCGCAUCGUGAACUGGCGGCGGGCUGUGUGCCUCGAGUACCUGCGCAAGUGCGACGUGCUGGAGUACUACGACGCCCGCGUCCGCUCCGUGUCCACCGAGUUCUACCUGCCCGCGGUCCUGCGCGCGCGGACCUACCUCCACCGCCCCAACCGCAUGGUGCGCAUGACGCUCAACCGCCGCUCCAUCAUGUUGCGGGACAAGCACACCUGCCAGUACUGCGGCAGCCGCGAGAACCUGACCCUGGAUCACAUUGUGCCCGCAUCCAAGGGCGGCGGCUUCACCUGGGACAACAUCGUCACCUGCUGCAGUCGCUGCAACGCCAAGAAGGGUGCACGGACACUGAAGGAGCUCAAGUGGUCGCUGCAGGGUGGCCUGCCCAAGGAGCCACGAGCGCACGAGCUGAACAUCCUGCUGAGUCCCGGGCCGAGGGACACGACCGCCAGGAAGAUCCCGGCAGAGUGGGAGGCCUACAUGUUCCACCUCAUGCAGCGCAGCGGCAGCGAAGCCAGCACCCCCUGA